UCACCACAUAGGCCGGACUGAACAACGUAUCAUUCAAGAUGCGGCGGCUGUGGUACCUGGCGGCCGUGAUCGCAAGCUGCCUCCUGGUACCAACCGAUGAAUAUGUUAUCGGUGAUAUUAUUGCAAGUACCAUGAUAGCUAAUAGCUUUUCGGUCCCCAUUGCCCUGUCGACCUACGCGCUUAUGAAGAUCACGCUGGGCCUGGGCAUCCUGGACGCCAUUUCGGACAAGGCGUCGCUCACCACGGCCGGGCUCGUCUCCGCGGCUGGCGUGCCCAUCCCCGCGCCGGGCCUCGCGCCAGGGCCCGUGUCCGUGCCCUCCCCGGAGGUCGUCUUCGGUCCACUGUUUGAGGGCGGGCAUGGUCACGGACCAGCGCCCGGGCACGGACAUGGACACGGACCAGCGCCCGGGCACGGACAUGGACUAGGGUAUGGACCAGCGCCUGGCCAUGGACCGGCACCUGGCCAUGGACCAGCACCUGGCCAUGGUCCGGCACCUGGCCAUGGACCGGCACCUGGCCAUGGACCGGCACCUGGCCAUGGACCGGCACCUGGCCAUGGACCGGCACCUGGCCAUGGACCGGCACCUGGCCAUGGACCGGCACCUGGCCAUGGACCGGCACCUGGCCAUGGACCAGCACCUGGCCAUGGUCCGGCACCUGGCCAUGGACCGGCACCUGGCCAUGGACCGGCACCUGGCCAUGGUCCGGCUCCUGGCCCUGGACCGGCCCCUGGCCAUGGUCCGGCUCCUGGCCCUGGACCGGCACCUGGCCAUGGUCCGGCUCCUGGCCCUGGACCGGCACCUGGCCAUGGUCCGGCUCCUGGCCAUGGUCCGGCUCCUGGCCAUGGUCCGGCUCCUGGCCAUGGUCCGGCUCCUGGCCAUGGUCCGGCACCUGGCCAUGGACCGGCUCCUGGCCCUGGACCGGCACCUGGCCAUGGACCGGCACCUGGUCCUGGACCGGCACCUGGCCAUGGUCCGGCUCCUGGCCCUGGACCGGCACCCGGGCAUGGGCCAGAAGCUGGGCGUGGGCAUGGGUCGGAGCCAGAACAUGGACAUGAUUUUGAGCCAGUUCUUGGGAACGCUCACGGUCUUGAACCUCCUCCUGAACAUGACCCGGGGCACGCAGCAUCCCCAGGGCACGCAGCAUCCCCAGGGCACGCAGCAUCCCCAGGGCCCGCGCCAGUCCUAUCGGAGGGCGCGGAGUUCCAUCCCCUGCACGCGGAGUUCUCGCACGCCGAGCCGGUGGCGAGACUCGACAACUAUCUCCCGCAACAAGAAAAUAAUUUCUAUCCAGGUCGGCCCUUCCAUCGUCCUUCAGAAGAGUCCCGAUAUCCUUCUGUUGUCGUCUACAGACCCUUCCCGAAGACAGACGGUCCUUCCGAGCGCGUGUUCCUUCCCCUUCCCUUGGACUACGAUCUGUCCGACAAUAGCUUCCCUCCCCCGAUGUUCCCGCCCGCACACGCCCACGCCGUCCACAAGAGAGCAGCCGAAAACGCCUCCAAGAUGAAGGACCUCCUCCUCGCGGCCGUCUCCCAGGUGGACACCGUCGGUUGCGCUCCCAAGAUCCUGUGCUACCUGCAGACGAAGAGCUCGAGCGAGUGGACGUUUGAGGAAAAGGCUUUACUCACCAUAAUCAGGAGGGGGCCUCUCCUUUUUUAUCAUGUUCCUAAACAUCCCCCAAAACGCAAGCUUAAACCAAGGGUUUUGCGACGGUUUUAA
Messenger RNA from Penaeus chinensis, 1718 nucleotides. Its product is annotated as skin secretory protein xP2-like. The record is from RefSeq and is a predicted model, not a curated record. Lineage: Eukaryota; Metazoa; Arthropoda; Malacostraca; Decapoda; Penaeidae. The coding region runs from base 39 to 1718 and encodes 559 amino acids. The transcript is spliced from 4 exons.